AUGAAAAAACACAUCAGGAAAGGUUGUGAGAUGUCGAAGUUUGAUUUCAACUCAAAAACGUUUACGCCUGGUCAAACUGGCAAACGUCAACCUCGGGCAACCGGUAAUAAUUAUAAUGGACUGAGAAGUAAUAAGGCCAAGUCAUAUGAGGAAUAUCUUACCUCUCGCGCUCAGCCUACUCGUCAGAGAUCUCGUGUAGAUCUCAGUAGUAUUAGCGGGUCCGAACAAUCAUCAGGAUAUAAUACCCCAACAUCCAGAUCGAUGUCUGAUACUCCUUCAGUGUCUUCUAUCAACUCUGCGUUGAGCAAGUUGGAGAUUACUCCUAUUUCGGAUGAAUUGGAGGUGUUGAACCGUGUGCAGAAGAUAUCUGAGGCGCGUGAACAAUGUAACAAGAUCACGGAUGUGAUUGUCAAUUCCGGUGUUGAUUGUAUUGCUGAAUGGAAUCUUCUCAAAACAUUGAAGGCUCUCAAUAAGUCAAAGAAUAGUGCUCUAGUGAGAGAAUCGUCAAUGAUCCUCUUACAGACGUUGGUGCGUAGGUUUGCGGGCCAAAUGCCCAAAGAGGCAUAUUUUGCUCCACUUUUUGAGGCUGCCUUUGAUGUUUUUGCCGAUAAAGAGAGAACGGUCAAACGUAGUGCUCAGGUUGCCAUCGAUGCACUUUAUGGAAUGUUUCCUGCCGAGGCUAAAUCUUCUAUAGUCAUUGGAGAGUUCCUUACUUACAUGAAAACUGGUGCAAAAUGGCAGAGUAAAGUGGCUGCGUUGAAGCAGUUUGAGAAGUUGGUUGCUGAAUGUCCGGCGGAUCUUAUCGAGAUGAUCUUUUAUAAAGCUAUUCCUGUUCUUACUGAUAUGGCUACUGACUUUAAACCAGAACUUGCCGCUGAAGGUAUCAAGACACUCAAGAGUUUCCUUAAAGUGCUCGACAAUUUGGAUCUUUGCCCUAGAUACGAUCUCAUAGCCGAGACUCUUGCCGAUCCCCAUAAAGUUCCUGAGUGUAUUAAGGCAUUGUCGGCCGUGACGUUUGUUGCCGAGGUCACUGAACCUGCCUUAUCUAUGGUUAUUCCAAUUUUGGACAAAUCCUUGAAGAUGGCCACGUCUUCUCAGGAACAGCUCAGACAGACUGUGAAAAUCACCGAAAACUUGACCAGAUUGAUCAAUAAUAGACGUGAGAUUGCCAGAUUCAUUCCAAUUCUUUUGCCUGAUAUCAAACAUGUUGUCGAUACUGCUGCUUUGCCUGAGGUGAGAUAUAUGGCUUCUGAGGCUUUGAAAGUGUUGGAAGCUGCCGAUGCUGAGGAGAGAGAUGGUAAGUUUCAUGGACGUCUUGAUGCUCAUUAUACUGCCAAGUAUCUUUCUGUCAUUGAGAAAAAGAUUGCUGAUGGCACUAUGUUUGAUUACUUGGUGACCAUUACGAUGGCGGAUGCCAACGUCUGGGAUUGGAAAUCGCUGGCUGAGUACUUUGAAAUGGCUUUUCCAAGUUAUUACGAUGAUGACGAGGAAGAGGCAAAGCAAGUUGCCGAUAAUAUUGUUGGGCAGUUGAAAGCUCUCAUGACACCAAAUGCCGUUAAAGAACCUGAUGAUGGUGAGACUGUCAUUGUCAACACGGAUUUUUCGUUGGCGUAUGGUGCACGUAUGUUGCUUAAUAAGACAAAUAUUCGUUUAGCACAGGGCCAUCGAUAUGGUCUAUGUGGUAGGAACGGUGUGGGUAAAUCGACGUUGCUAAGGGCCAUUGCCAACGGUCAAUUAGAGGGAUUCCCAGAUAAGAACGAAUUGAGAACGUGUUUUGUGGAGCAUAAGCUUCAAUAUGCGAGUGGAGAGUCGAAUUUGGUGGAUUUCAUCAAGAAGGAUCCCGAGUUACAGGAUGCUACCAGUGCAGAAGUGGCUAAAACAUUAGAGGAAGUUGGAUUUGAUGAUGAGAAGCGUAAACAGAGUAUCGGCGCCUUGUCUGGAGGUUGGAAGAUGAAACUUGAAUUAGCUAGAGGUAUGUUGAUGAAGGCCGAUGUUCUUCUUCUCGAUGAGCCUACCAAUCAUUUGGAUCAGCAGAAUGUGAGGUGGUUGGAAGAAUAUUUGCUCAGACAUGUGAAUAUUACCUCAUUGAUCGUGUCUCAUGAUACAGAUUUCUUGGAUACCAUUUGUACUGAUAUCAUUCAUUAUGAGAACAAGAAAUUGGUGUUCUACAAGGGUAAUUUGUCUGACUUUGUGGCAAUAAAGCCUGAGGCCAAGGCAUACUACACUUUGACGGAUUCCAAUGUUAAAAUGCAUUUCCCUAAACCGGGUAUUUUGACUGGUGUGAAAUCUAACACUCGUGCCGUGGCUAAGAUGUCCAAAGUGACAUAUACUUACCCCGGUGGAGACAAACCCUCGUUGGCAGAUGUUUCGUGUUCCAUUUCCAUGUCUUCGAGAGUAGCUGUCUUGGGACCCAACGGUGCGGGUAAAUCAACUCUUAUUAAGCUACUCACAGGAGAGUUGGUGCCUGAAGAAGGUACCGUUGAGAAGCAUCCCAACCUACGUAUUGGCUAUAUUGCUCAGAAUGCUUUCCAUCAUGUUUCACAGCAUAAGGAGAAGACUCCUAACCAAUACCUACAAUGGAGAUAUAGAUUCGGCGAUGAUAAUGAAGUUGUGAUGAAGGAGUCUCGUAAGAUUACGGAUAAUGCAGAGAAGGAGAUGUUUGAAGGUACUAUUGAUGUGGCGGAUGGCCGUGGUGCAAGACAGAUCGAGGCUCUUGUUGGCCGUCAAAAAUACAAGCGUUCGUUCCAGUACGAGGUGAAAUGGUUGAACUGGCUUCCAAAGUGCAAUUCUUGGGUUCCAAGAGAUGUCUUGAUUGAACAUGGAUUCGAACCUUUGGUGCUGAAGUUCGAUGACCAUGAAGCUUCUAGAGAAGGUUUGGGUUAUAGAGACUUGACUCCUUCUGCUAUCAGAGAGCAUUUUGCCGAAAUUGGUCUUGACUCCGAGAUUGUCGACCAUACCCCAAUUGGUUCGCUAUCCGGAGGUCAGUUGGUUAAAGUGGUUAUUGCUGGUGCUAUGUGGAACAAUCCCCACGUUCUUGUUCUUGACGAGCCUACUAACUAUUUAGAUAGAGACUCGUUGGGUGCAUUGGCAGUUGCAAUUAGGGAAUGGUCGGGUGCUGUGGCGAUGAUCUCGCACAAUGCUGAGUUUGUGGGUGCUCUAUGUCCAGAACAUUGGAUUGUCGAGAACGGAGAACUUAUCACCAAAACUGUCGCUGAUAUCGAUCCUUCCAAGUUCGAAGAUAAUGGGGGAGAACAAGCUUUAGAGUCGUUUGAGGCGGCCAAACAAGCGGCCUUGGCUAAGGACGAUUCCUCUCCAGCUGACAUCAAGAUUAAGAAGAAGAAGAAGAGAAAAUUGACCAGAAACGAAAAGAAGUUACAAGUUGAAAGAAGAAGGCUACGGUACAUCACCUGGUUGAAUUCUCCAAAGGGAACUAUAAAGCCAGUGGAUAGUGAUGAAGAGUAA
This is a messenger RNA of Brettanomyces nanus, 3462 nucleotides long. RefSeq names its product [NU+] prion formation protein 1 (gene NEW1). The record is from RefSeq and is a predicted model, not a curated record. Lineage: Eukaryota; Fungi; Ascomycota; Pichiomycetes; Pichiales; Pichiaceae. Gene Ontology annotation, molecular function: ATP binding; ATP hydrolysis activity. The transcript has 2 exons. Bases 1 to 3462 code for a protein of 1153 amino acids.